Molecule: messenger RNA, 2972 nt
Organism: Siniperca chuatsi (mandarin fish)
Lineage: Eukaryota; Metazoa; Chordata; Actinopteri; Centrarchiformes; Sinipercidae
Product: endothelin-1 receptor-like
Exons: 8
Coding region: 666-2126 (486 amino acids)
Biological process (GO): G protein-coupled receptor signaling pathway; enteric nervous system development; vasoconstriction
Cellular component (GO): membrane
Molecular function (GO): endothelin receptor activity
Source: RefSeq, a predicted model, not a curated record
AGGAAAGAGGAGACAAAGCGUGAAGAGACAACUAAUGAAAGAUAAAGAAGAUGUUGGAGAGAGGAGGGGAAAAGAGGAGAAAGAGGAGGAGAGAAAAGAGAAGUGUGAGCAUUUACCGUCAGAGAGGAAGAGAGAGAGUAAAAACUGAGCUUCAUCAGAUAGACUUCAUUAGUUUCGUCUGAGCAGAGCACACUCUUCUUCUCCUCUCUGUUUUCACUGAGAGGAAGCGUUUGGAAGGAUUUAAUUUGACUAAAAAAACCACAGAAGAAGACAGAAAAACACAAACAGAUUUUCUCAGAGCCCCGAAUCACCAAACCCAUCUGAGAACCCCUAACACCUUCUCUACUCUGUUCCUUGAGAACUUCUACAGCCGCUCCAAAGCUGAUUCUGGAGUCACAGCAGUGGGGGUUUUAGAAAAGGUUCGGAAUCAGAGAAGGUUCUAGAACUGGUUCCGGAAUACAUUCAGUAAUAAACUGGGUUCUAGAAUCACAGUAGGUUCUAGAACUGGUUCCGGAAUACAUUCAGUAAUAAACUGGGUUCUAGAAUCACAGUAGGUUCUAGAAUCUGUUCUGAAGCUACAGCAAGGAAAUACUGCAGGUUCCAACGUUUGCUGUAGAUUUACAGUGGGUUAAGGAAUUGGUUCGGGAGUCACAGCAGGCUCCAGGAUGGUUUCUGAAGUCACACAAGUGGAUUCAGCAAAGGGUUCUGGAAUCAAAGCCGGUUCCAGAAUGGGACCCAGAUUGGGUUCCAGAAUUCCCUCCGUGCCCAGUAUUUUUACCGUGCUGCUGGUUGUCUGGUGUUUGGUGUUUAUCGAUCCAGUUGGUUGCCACAGAAACUUCUCAUCUGAGCCAUCUCUGUCGGAUCUGCCAGAUUUCCAUGGCAACGACCCACCUCUAGGACCGGGGAUUGACCAUCGCAUCCAGAUGCAAGUGACUGAGAACAAGCCCCCGUCCUCACGGGAGCCAAGACCAGGAAAGUCAAAACAAAUUAGCAAGCUGAAACACAAACAUGAAAGAAAGCCUCCGUCUCACUCGUCUUCCUCCAACUCCUCCCUGGUGGUUCACAUGCGCCCGGUAUCGCCCCCUAACUGCCUGCAGGCCACAUCAAUAGAAACAGCUUUCAAGUACAUCAACACUGUGCUGUCCUGUGUUAUAUUUGCUGUGGGGAUCAUUGGAAAUGCCACCUUGCUCAGGAUUAUCUACCAAAAUAAAAGCAUGAGGAAUGGACCCAACGCUCUGAUAGCCAGCCUGGCCCUCGGAGAUCUGAUAUACAUCAUCAUUGACAUACCAAUCAACGCCUACAAGCUCCUGGUGAUGCGGUGGCCGUUUGCAGACAAUGCGUUUGGUCUGUUCCUCUGUAAGCUGUUUCCCUUCCUGCAGAAAGCUUCAGUCGGCAUCACCGUCCUCAACCUGUGUGCUCUGAGUGUGGACAGGUAUCGCGCGGUGGCAUCCUGGUCGCGGGUGCAGGGCACAGGUGUUCCCACGGUAACAGCGGUGGAGAUUGUGGUGAUCUGGCUGCUGUCCAUGGUGCUGGCCGUGCCGGAGGCCAUCGGCUUCGACAUGGUCACCUUUGACUACAAGAACGUUACCAUGACGACCUGCAUGCUGCAGCCCAAAACGCCCUUCAUGACUUUCUACCGGGAUGCAAAGGACUGGUGGCUGUUUGGCUUCUACUUCUGCGUGCCUCUGGCCUGUUCUGCUGUUUUCUACGGCCUGAUGACCUGUGAGAUGCUCAGACACCAGAAAGGAAGUCUGAGGAUCGCACUGAGUGAACACCUUAAACAGCGUAGAGAAGUAGCUAAAGCCGUGUUCAGCCUGGUGUUGAUCUUUGCUCUGUGCUGGUUUCCGCUUCAUCUGAGUCGCAUACUGAAGAGGACCGUCUACAAAUCCCAUGAUGUCCGCCGCUGCGAACUGUUAAAUUUCCUGCUGGUACUCGACUACUUCAGCAUCAACAUGGCAACCAUCAACUCCUGCAUCAAUCCCAUAAUCCUUUACUUUGUCUCCAAGAAGUUCAAAAACUGCUUCAAGUCCUGUCUGUGUUGUUGGUGUUAUUCUGGCUCUCUCUCCAACAGUAUGCUGCCUCUCCACCACGGGACGAGCCUGCAGUACAAACACACUGACCACUGAGAGAGAGAGUCUGCAUCUUCAUCUGCAGCGUACCACCAGCAACUCAGCCGGACUGAACAAGGACAUCCAAUCACACACACACACACACACACACAGACAUUGUUGUGUGAGUGUGACAUUGUGUGUGUGUGUGUGUGUGUGUGAUUCAACAGAUAACCACUAUAUCGAUCCACUCAUUCAGUGGAUGUAGUUUAGUUUUUACCUUUUUAUAGUGUAUUUAUUCAGUUAUAAAUAUUAUAUUUGAUUACAGACUAAUUAUUGUAUGGUGAUAUAUUAUGCAAUAUGUCCAAAAAUAUGUGGACAACAGUGUCCACAUACUUUUGUGUACUUCUGUGUUUCAUGGUUUGGGCCUCCUUAGUUCCAGUGAAGUGAAAGCUUAGUGCUACAGCUUACAGUGGCUUUUGUACUAUAGUGUAGUUUGGAGAAGACCCUUUCCUGUUUCAACAUGGCAACGCCCCCAUGCACAAAGCCAGAUCCAUAAAGAAAUGGUUUUCCCCAGUUUGGUAUGGAAGAAGCCCUGACCUCAACCCCAAUCCAACACCUCUGGGAUGAACCAGCGAGCCAGACCUGAUCACCCAGCAUCAGUGUUGGACCUCAUUAAUGCUCUUGUGGCUGAAUGGGAGAAAAUCCCUGCAGCCAGGGUCCAACAUCUGUUGGAAAGACAGAAACAGUGGAGGCUGUUAGAGCGGCAGAAUAACGAGAAUGAGAUGCUCAACAAUCACAUAUGGAUGUAAUCUGUGGGUGUCCACUUACCUUUUGGCCAUGUAGUGUAUGUAUUAUUGUGUUUUAUAUGUCAAAUAUCCAUUGCAACUCUUCCUGUAAAGAAAUAAAAACAAGUCUGAAGUC